AUGCCGCACGUGUCUUCUUCAACCGGGAAGGUCACGGGGCACGAUAAGCUGCGCCACGUGACCUCCGUGCAUUCCACGCAUUCCACGCAUUCCACGCACUCCACGCACUCCACGCAAUCCUCUGCACAAUCUACAAGUGAAUCUUCAUCUCCACUGGCGUUCCUUACUGAAACUGAUCUUGAAAGAGCUACGCAUUCCGAAUUAGACCCUCAAAAACGUCUAUUCCGUUGGUUACAUUAUGGUCCGAUGCCGCCUGUUCCCGAUGGGGAAAACAGGCCCGUACACCCUUACUACUCGACAGGCCCCAUAUCACGUGUUUUGCUUUGGUGGGUAACACCUUUGUUACGUGUUGGUUAUCGUAGAACUAUUCAACCCAAUGAUUUAUUUGCCAUGCAUCCAAGGAUGUCUGUUGAAAAGCUUCAUGCAGAAUUCGAACAAGCGCUGAAGAGAAGAACACGUCGCGCGUUCGAUUCCCAACAGCCGCCACCUCGUUUUGCUGUCUUAUGGGCAUUGGCAUAUACUUUCCGUUAUCAAUAUUUAUUAUCAGUCAUCUUUGCAGUAUUGGCCAAUUGUACCUCUGCUUUAACUCCUCUCUUGACUCGUCGUUUGAUCUCAUCGGUGGAGAAACGUGCUUACGAAGGUCAAGGUGUGGGUCCAGGGGUAGGUUAUGCAAUUGGGGCUUGUGUUAUGCUUUUAAUCAAUGGGUUCUUAUUCCAUCAUUUCUUAUAUUUUGCUCAAAUGACCGGUGUCCAGGCCAAGUCCGUGCUUUUACAAGCUGCUGUUUUUAAAUCUUCUCGUCUUUCUAAUCGUGCUCGUUCCAGAUUCCCUUCCGGUAAUAUUCAAUCUUUGGCAUCCACAGAUUUGGCUCGUCUAGAAUUUGCCAUUUCUUUCCAACCAUUCUUAGCUGGGUUUCCUGCUACUUUGGCAGCCGCUACCACUUUAUUGAUCAUUUAUUUGGGUGCUAUUGCCCUUGUAGGUAUCGGUGUCUUCUUCCUGGCUCUUAUCUUGAUGAUGGUUCUUUUCCGUCAUGUCAUUCAAACACGUAUUAAAUCAAACGUUUUAACUGACCAAAGAGUUAGAUUAAUGCGUGAAUUAUUAGGUGCUGCUCGUAAUAUAAAAUUAUACGCUUGGGAAGAUGCUUGUGAAUCUCGUGUAGCUGAAGUUCGUUCUAAGGAAACUGCUCGUGUCACUCGUAUGCAAUUAUUGAAAAAUGCUGCCAUUGCUAUGGCUGUAUCAUUACCAAACGUUGCUUCAUUAACCACUUUCCUUUCAUUGUAUGCUUUAAACCAUUCUUCUAGUGGACUUAUGGGUGGUAUUGGUGGUCGUGAUGUAGGAUCUGUCUUUGCCUCUUUGUCAUUGUUCCAAGUAUUGGGUUUACAGAUGUUCUUCUUACCAGUUGCUAUAGGGACAGGUAUUGAUAUGAUUUUGGGGUUGGAUAGAAUACAAAAAUUAUUGUUAGAAGAGGAAAUGGGGGAUCAUCCUAUUCAUCCUGGUAAAGGUGAUCUUGAAACUCAUGAAGAUCAAGUAGAAAUGAUUGAAAUAGUCAAUUUAGAUAAACAAGAUAAAUUAGAUCAGGAUAAAUCCGAUCACUAUAACACUGAAUCAACUUCUUCGGGAAAGAUCUUAUCUUCUUCUCAAAUCUCGUUACCAAACGAUUCUUUACCAAAUGACUCUGCUGCUAUUACUGUAAAUGAUUGUACUUUUGCCUGGGAUAGUGAAGAUCCAAAUGAUGAAACAAAGGACAAGACAAAGGAUAAAGAUUCGAAGUCCAAAGAUUCGAAAUCCAAAGAUAAAAAAUCUAAAGAUAAGAAAUCCAAAGAUAAGCAAAAGGGUCCUGAGGAAAAAGAAGCACCUACUAUUUUGAAACCUUUACUUUCCAAUAUCAAUUUCACUAUCCCUAAAGGUGAAUUCGUUGUUGUUACUGGUCCUGUCGGUUCAGGGAAAACUUCUCUUUUAUUUGCCCUUGCUGGUUUAAUGGAACAACUUUCUGGUGAAAUGAAUCAUUCUGGUGAUCUUUUACUUUGUGGUAUCCCCUGGGUUCAAAACGCCACUAUUCGUGAUAAUAUCUUAUUCGGUUCUCCAUAUGAUCCUACUUUUUACAAAAGAGUCCUACAUGUUUGUGCAUUAGAAUCUGAUUUAGAAAAUUUACCUGCUCAUGAUAAAACAGAAGUCGGUGAACGUGGGGUCACUUUAUCAGGUGGUCAAAAGGCAAGAAUUAGUUUAGCUCGUGCUGUUUACAAAAAUAAAGACAUUUAUUUAUUUGAUGACGUUUUAAGUGCAGUAGAUGCAAGAGUAGGUAGACAUAUCAUGGACUAUUGUAUGAAUGAUCAUCUAAGUGAUAAAACAAGAAUCUUGGCUACUCAUCAAUUAUCCUUAGUUGAAAAAGCUGAUCGUAUUAUUGUCUUGUCAACUUCCAAAGAUGCUCCACAUUUCGAAAUCGGUACUUUUAAAGAAUUAAUAAAAACAAAUUCUACUUUACAAUCUUUAAUGCAAUUCACUUCUUCUCAAUCGGAAAAUGAAAAUGAAGAUGAAGAUGAAAAUGAAGAAGAUAUUAAACAAGAAGCUCUUCAAAAGAUCCAAACUCAUGUUUCUAUAAACUCUGUAGAACAAGAUGGUGCUCUGGUAUCAAGUGAAGAACGUGCCGUUAAUUCUAUCACUUGGCAUGUCUAUAAAACUUAUGUACAAGCUGCCACGGGGAAGUUAUGGUUCAUCUCUUUACCUUCUUAUUUCAUUUUCGUUAUUGGUACAACUUUUUGUAAUCUUUUCUCUUCCGUUUGGUUAUCUUAUUGGUCUGAAGAUAAAUUCCAUAAUAGAUCUCCAAGCUUUUAUAUGGGGUUGUAUUCCUUCUUUGUCUUUGGCUCUUAUAUUUUCAUGAAUGGUCAAUAUACUCUCUUAUGCUAUAUGGGGGUAGUGGCUUCCAAAACGUUGAAUUUACAAGCUCUUCAUAAAAUCCUUCAUACUCCAAUGUCCUUUAUGGAUACAAAUCCAUUAGGUCGUAUCUUGAAUAGAUUUACAAAGGAUACUGAUGCUCUAGAUAAUGAAUUAACUGAAAAUUUACGUCUUGCAAUGUCUCAAAUAGCAAAUAUUAUCGGUGUCGGAGCUAUGUGUAUCAUUUAUUUACCGUGGUUUGCUAUUGCUAUACCUUUCUUACUUCUCAUCUUCUUAUUAAUUGCUGAUCAUUAUCAAAGUACAGGUAGAGAAGUUAAAAGAUUAGAAGCCAUUCAAAGAUCCUUUGUCUAUAAUAAUUUAAAUGAAAUGUUAACUGGUAUGGAUACUAUUAAAGCUUAUAAUGCUCAAGAUCGUUUUGCAACAAAAUCUGAAUUUUUAAUUGAUAAAAUGAAUGAAGCUGCUUAUAUAUCUAUUGCGGUGCAACGUUGGGCUGGUAUCUUCCUUGAUUUAGUGGCAGUGGCUUUCGCUCUUAUCAUUACUCUUUUAUGUGUCACUAGACAAUUCCAUAUUUCUGGUGCCGAUACUGGUGUUUUAUUAACUUACGUCUUACAAUUACCAGGCCUAUUAAAUACUGUCCUAAGAGCUUUGACUCAAACUGAAAAUGAUAUGAAUAGUACAGAAAGAUUGGUCUCUUAUGCUACCCAGUUACCUCAAGAAGCUCAAUAUAGGAAACCAGAAUGUUCUCCACCAAUUGAUUGGCCACAAAAUGGUCAUAUUGUUUUUGAAAAUAUCAAUUUUGCUUAUAGACCAGGCUUACCAAUAAUUUUGAAAAAUUUCAAUUUAAUUAUUAAACCUAACGAAAAGAUUGGGAUUUGUGGGAGAACUGGUGCUGGUAAAUCUACUAUCAUGAAUGCUCUUUAUCGUUUAACUGAACUUACAACAGGUAAGAUUAUAAUUGACGAUAUUGAUAUCUCAAAUUUAGGCCUUUAUGAAUUAAGAAGUAAAUUGGCAAUUAUUCCGCAAGAUCCAGUCUUAUUUAGAGGAAACAUUAGAAGAAAUUUGGAUCCUUUCGAUGAAUAUCAAGAUGAUCUAUUAUGGGAAUCUUUAGUAAAAGCCGGUGCCAUUGAUUCUCAAGAAUUAGAGACUGUCAAAUCGCAAGAUAAAAAUUCCGAUGCAAAGAAUCUUCAUAAGUUCCAUUUAAAUCAAAGUGUCGAUGAAGAUGGGAACAAUUUUUCUUUAGGUGAAAGACAGGUACUAGCGUUGACAAGAGCAUUAGUACGUCAAUCUAAAAUCUUAAUUUUGGAUGAAGCUACUUCCUCAGUUGAUUAUGAAACCGAUGCAAAGAUACAGAAUUUGAUUGCAACUGCAUUUAACCAUUGUACAAUAUUAUGCAUUGCUCAUAGAUUAAAGACUAUCCUUAAUUAUGAUCGUAUUUUGGUUUUAGAGAAGGGUGAAGUAGCCGAAUUUGAUACUCCUUGGAAUCUUUUCAAUAAUGAUGGUAUUUUCAAAAGUAUGUGUUCAAGAGCAAAUAUCACUGAAGAAGACUUUCCUAAACAAAAACAAAUCUAA
This is a messenger RNA of Henningerozyma blattae CBS 6284, 4458 nucleotides long. RefSeq names its product ATP-binding cassette transporter YOR1 (gene YOR1). The transcript has a single exon. The coding region runs from base 1 to 4458 and encodes 1485 amino acids. Gene Ontology annotation, molecular function: ATP hydrolysis activity; ABC-type xenobiotic transporter activity; ATP binding. Gene Ontology annotation, cellular component: plasma membrane. Gene Ontology annotation, biological process: transmembrane transport. Lineage: Eukaryota; Fungi; Ascomycota; Saccharomycetes; Saccharomycetales; Saccharomycetaceae. The record is from RefSeq and is a predicted model, not a curated record.